CUUCUCGCUGACCUCAGACGAGCCGAGCACCAUGGGUAUUUGGCAGCUGAUUGCCGUUGCCAUUGCAGCCACUCUUGCCCUCUCUGUGGUCCCUGUCCAAGCCGAAAUCGAUGAGGAGUUCCGUAUGGUCACCUGUGGCUCGGUCAUCAAGCUCCGCCAUGCCUCUACCGGCUACCGGUUGCACUCGCACGACAUCCCGUACGGUUCGGGCUCGCAGCAGCAAUCUGUGACGGCGCAUCCCGCGGCGGAUGAUACCAACUCGCUGUGGACGGUCAAGGCAGGGUUCGGGUACCCGGCGUGCAAGCAUGGCGAUGUCAUCAAGAGCGGUGACGUGAUUCGGCUGCAGCAUGUCAACACCAAGAAGUACUUGCACUCGCACCUGCACCGCUCACCGCUGUCGCAGAACCAGGAGGUCUCGGCGUACGGCUCGUCAGACCAGUCGGACUCGGGCGACAAUUGGAUCGUCGAGGGCGCGGCCAAGUGGCUUCGUGGCGCAAAGCUGCGGCUGAAGCACAAGGACACCGGGGCGUACCUGCACUCGCACCGCAAGGCGUAUCAGAACCCGAUCCCAGGUCAGCUGGAGGUCUGCGGCGUGCCGAGCAAGAACUCACAGAACUUCUGGCACUCGGAGGAGGGCAUCUACUUUGCCAUCAAUGAGUCGUAGAUAAAGGUCGACGACGUUUA
Thecamonas trahens ATCC 50062 is the source of this 684-nucleotide messenger RNA. Its product is annotated as mannosyltransferase. Bases 32 to 664 code for a protein of 210 amino acids. NCBI's taxonomy places the organism in Eukaryota, Apusomonadida, Apusomonadidae. The record is from RefSeq and is a predicted model, not a curated record. The transcript is spliced from 3 exons.